Messenger RNA from Varroa destructor (honeybee mite), 2834 nucleotides. RefSeq lists its product as uncharacterized. Gene Ontology annotation, molecular function: DNA-binding transcription factor activity, RNA polymerase II-specific; DNA binding. The record is from RefSeq and is a predicted model, not a curated record. Gene Ontology annotation, biological process: regulation of DNA-templated transcription. Lineage: Eukaryota; Metazoa; Arthropoda; Arachnida; Mesostigmata; Varroidae.
CCUUAAAGUUACCUCCCUGUAAAGAAUGGCCACUCCAAGAGUAACACUGCACAAACUGCAAAACGGUUUUGGUCCAAAAAGUGCGCAAUAGUGAAACUGGAUUCCCUACUAUACUCUCUCACCUCUUUUUUUACUGUGGGAGCAUUUGACUAACGACUGGAGUGAGGCAAGAAAAAGCCCGCUUGUUGAACUUUGUUAGGGGAGGAAGCCAGAGUUGAGCAUGGAUGCUCAACAGCAGACAAAGUCAGAGUCGUUUUUGCACACGGAUACAGUUCUCUGCGAAGCAUCGCCUCCGGCAUCGCGUUGUCCUCUUGCUCCUGGGAGUCCGCUGACGAUGUCAGAGUGGGGAGCCUCUUUGCUAGGCAACAAUGGCACGAUGCCCACGCAGACGCCUUCGACAUUUGUUGGGGUCGGAGGGCCUCGGGUAGCCCCGUCAGCAUUUUCGAUUGAAAGCAUUCUAGCCACCAGAAGGCAAAGAAGACACCAUCAGCAGCAACAACAAACUUCACUUACGGCGGGGGCCAUUGACAGCAACCAGUUAAUCCCUUUAGGAUCUACAGGUGCCCAAGUAUCUGCAUCAUCCUCACCAGUACUGGAUCUUCGCCGACCACCUGCUAAUACGGCAGCUUGCAAUGUACGCUUGCUGUCCGGAGCAGGGCAUGACAGUUCAACUUCGUUUCCGUAUGCCUCGUUCUGUCUAGCCGCUGAUGCCGAACAGCGAAUUUUGUCGGGAGCUGGCCCCUUGGCACCGGCGCUUCCGCAACAUCCACAGCCAACGCAUCCGACAACUGCCCCAUCGCCAACAUUAUUCUACGCACUUAGCGCAAUGUGCAGGGGUAGCCUCAGCGUAACUGGGGGGCCUGGACUAACGGCUGACUGUGUUAUGACUGGAAAGGGCUUGGCGAAUCGCAGACCACGGCGUGCUGGCGUCGAGCGAAAGCCCCGUCAAGCUUACACCGCCAAACAACUUGAACGGCUUGAAGCUGAGUUUAAAGUGGACAAGUACCUCAGCGUGAGUAAGCGAAUGGAGUUAUCAGCGGCCUUGAAUCUCACCGAAGUUCAGAUAAAAACUUGGUUCCAGAACAGAAGGACAAAAUGGAAGAAGCAAAUGACGGCCAGGGUCAAAAUAGCGGAGCGAUCCGGUUUGUGGCCAUCGGUAGAGUUGACAGGGCCUUACGGUAGCCUGCAGCAGACAUUCCUCUGCCCACUGUUCUCUUCUCUAAGUGGCGACUCGGAUGAGGCGGGAGAAUCCCGAACGGAAGAAGAGGCGAGCGAAAACGAUGAAGAGGAUGAAGAUCGACAAGAUAUUAACGUCGACGACGAAUAAACAUCGAACACGUAAUAGGCGUCUCUGUCCGGAGCUACAUCGUUCCAUGAAGCCCUCUCGUUGCACCAUGUUAAUUCUACAGGUGAAUAUGGCCUAAUGAUUGAUUCAAAAGUAUCUGUAGCGGACUUCUAAAAUGUCUGCAGACCCAUGUUCAAUUCAGCUAUCAGCACCUCUCGUGAAACUGGGCGCUUAGUAAGUCUAAGACGCUAACUGAUCGCGGUGCGUGCAAUGCUUGAUGCACGCUCCCACAAAAUAGGCUAAUUGAUCAGUUAUUGAUUGACACACAAUGUUUGCUAAAAUGGGAAAUCAUUCACAUGUGCAUUUUUGCGCUGUACUCUUUCUGAAACUCCAUAGCGAUGUUUCCAGCAUUGACGAGAGGCCCCAGAACCUAGAGGUGACCGUUAAACAGCCAAAAACUUAAAUAAUGUACGCUAUGCUAUUAUUCUAAAGUGUAGAAAAACGUAUGCAUAACGCUCGUGACGAACAUGCUCGCUAACCUAUGUCCAUUAGUUGGUUAUAGUUUGCCAAAAUGUUGCUUGUGAGCCGCAACGAGGACAUGUCCAUAAUUCAUAUUAAACCCCCAAAUUCUAAUAGCCAGAAAUGAUAUAUUAACUUUGCCUCACCAGCUGGAAAAGAAGGACUAUACGCAUAGAAAGACUUUAAUUUCGUCUGUACUAUAUUACUUACCAUGAGCUAUCUGUUUGUGUAAAAGCGCUUAUUGAAUAUCCAUAUACCACCUUAUCUGUUCUCUGAAUCUCUUCAUUCAUUUUAGCCCAUGGGCUAACAGUAAUCGUUUGUACUACUCCUAUUGUGGGCAAUGGCCUGUGACGUUUGCAACCGGCUUGUACACACCUAGUUUACCAAAGAGCCCCCUUAAUUUCCGAUGAUAAUGGGGCGGGGGUGAAAAUAGUAACAACGAUGAUCAAAAUCAGGGCUUCGUAUACGGAGUUACCAUUCGUUUAUGUGGUGUUGACGAUAAUAACAGUACUCACUAGAUAACAAUGAGUCCGCGUGCAAUUCAUAUAGUAACAAUAAUAAUGGCAAAAAUGUUUCGGUGUUCCUAAUAAUAGAAUAAUUUCUCGUAGCUCACUAUCACAUAUAUAGUUGAUUGUAAAUUUCAGCAGGCCUAAACAGUAUUUUAGAUUUUUUUACUUUGAAUAGAACACUUUCACAUCAAUUUAGUUGUUUAAAUGUGCGACGGCUUCUGAAAGGCACCCAGACCUACUUUUGAUUCAAUCAACCUUAUAACAGUGUCCAAGGCGGCGAAGGACACUGUCCUGACGUCGACGCGCUGACGAUAUGAUCGUGCGAAUUAUGCGACUGAGAGUGUAUGUACAAGAAUUUAAUUAUCACCUGAGUAAAUGUAUGAUAGACAAAAUAGUUCUAUAUUUGUUUAAAUAUAUAAUUAAAUGCAAACAUUUUGUAAAUAUAAUACAAUACACAUUGCUGACAAGUCACAAGACGUGAGUGAGACACGCAAUUAGUAAUAAAAGAAAAACAAUAUCGG